Messenger RNA from Esox lucius (northern pike), 927 nucleotides. Its product is annotated as ubl carboxyl-terminal hydrolase 18-like. Gene Ontology annotation, cellular component: nucleus; cytosol. Gene Ontology annotation, molecular function: cysteine-type endopeptidase activity; cysteine-type deubiquitinase activity. NCBI's taxonomy places the organism in Eukaryota, Metazoa, Chordata, Actinopteri, Esociformes, Esocidae. Gene Ontology annotation, biological process: protein deubiquitination. The record is from RefSeq and is a predicted model, not a curated record. The transcript has a single exon. Bases 1 to 927 code for a protein of 308 amino acids.
AUGCGCGGCUUGAUCAAUUACGGGACCCAUUGCAGCAUAAACAGCAUUGUCCAGUGCUUAUACGAGACACGCGAGCUACGGGAUCUCAUUCUGUGCGUGGACGAGCAGGAAUACCAGGCUCAUAAUACAGUGGCCAUGAAUCUCAAGGCUCUCAUCCGCGAGAUGGAAGAGAACGACCGGUUACCGUGCGACCCGGGCUUUCUCAUAGACUCUAUGAGCGUGUAUAGUGGAAUGUCUUUCAAAAUUCAGGAGGACUCUGACCUAGUGUUCACGUGCAUCAUCAACGCUCUAGCGGACGGACACAGGACCGGAAAAGGCAUCGGAAAACUGUGGGACAUAGAGUGCGAGGAACAUAUGCGCUGUCUUAGUUGUAACAAAGUCCGGGCUGUACUGAAAAACGCAAAUUCAAUCCCCCUGUUGAUCGAUGGGGCUCUCCCAAACGAGCUGCAAGAAUACAUGAAGCAGUACGCUGACAACACGCGGACAGCAUGUGACUGGCAUUGCACAAACUGCCACAGGAAAACCCAGCUCGAAAUCACGAGCAAAGUGGUGUCAUUACCCCCGGUUGUGUGCAUGAAGCUUGGACGGGUUAAAAACACAGGUAGAGAUACCGCUCACAUUGUAAAGAUGGGAACGCGAUUCGCGUUCCCGGAGACUGUGGAUCUGAAAUACAUCAUGAAAGGACCCGAAGCCAGCGUAAGCGCUAUAUACGAGCUGUACGCAGUUGUAGCCCACUGUGGUACUCACUAUUCUGGACAUUACACAGCUUAUCUGCGUUGUGGAAUUCAAGGGUGGUAUCUUGCAGACGAUGCUCACGUGAGGCUGUGCUCCUGGGCGGAUGUCCAGAAUACCUAUGAAGCAGGAUCUAACUUAUACGACAGGGUUGCGUACAUGCUCAUGUACCACAGGAAAAGCAGCUCCACUUGA